UGCGCCUGUCACACUCAUUCAGUUCCUCUGUAACUCAAACCUAUGCGUGUGCUUGUCGGUGGCUGUAUGGUAAUUUGAGGAGACUUGCAAGCCAUCCCUCCGAAGAGAAUCAGAAUGAUAAGAUGAACUGACGGGAGAGGUUGUGACACUUGUCUGAUUGUGCUUGUUUUAGUAUUGUGUCUGUGUUAAAGAUGCCAAAGUCUUUUUUAUUUACCAACAAGAGAUUUACAGCUUACAAACAACAAUAUGGAAGUGGGACAAAUGACAACUCUUUUGAAGGAGUAUUGCCACAGGAAUCAACCCAUACCACUAACCAGAAUGAGACUGUUAGCAUAAUUAACGAAGAACACAGGGUCGUGAAUUUACCACUGUUACAGACAGACGAGACAUGGGAAACAUCAAGCUACAAUAGUGAUGCUAAUUCGAAUACAGUCAGAACAGAGGUCACGAGGAAAGAGUAUACUUUACCAAUUAUUAAGCAAAAAGAAAGAUUUCGUACUUUUGAGACAACUCAGUUCAGCUCCACACCACGCCAGGCGCACUAUUCUUUCGAAACAAAUGGCGACACAUAUGAAAACAGACUGGAUGGUAAGCACCAAAGUACUAUUUCAGAAAACUUGUUCAAACAAACAAAACAAUACGAUGUCUCUGAUGGUGAAAGUGAUAGUGGGAUAUCAUUGAUCAGCGAAGAUAGCCGUCACGAAUAUUCACCAAAAUCUGAUUACGCGUACCACUGCUCGGAACACCUUUCGCUUUUAUUUGACUUCUUUAGUCCAAGAAAACCAGUUGUUCGUGAAACAGUUGUUGAAGAACAUCAAGAAGUUCGAAGAGCAUUGGACUUUAGUAUGUCAAACUAUCAAUCUUCAACAUUGAGAAAUACAGAAUCCCAAGAUGAAAAAGCACAAUUUAUUGAGACAGAAGAAAUGUUUGCCUGCGCGGAUUGCGGAAAACGUUACAGUACAUCGAGCAAUCUUGCGCGACAUCGCCAAACACAUCGUAGUUCUGCCGACAAGAAAGCUCGACAAUGCCCACACUGUGACAAGGUUUACGUGUCUAUGCCAGCUUUUAGCAUGCAUGUCCGAACACACAAUCAAGGUUGCGAAUGUCCAUAUUGUGGGAAGAAGUUUAGUCGACCAUGGUUGCUGCAGGGUCAUAUUCGUACUCAUACGGGCGAGAAACCCUUUUCCUGUCCACAGUGCUCCAAAUGUUUCGCCGACAAGUCUAAUUUGCGUGCACAUGUGCAGACACAUUCAACAGAAAAGCCUUACGAGUGUGGGCGAUGUGGGAAGGCUUUUGCUCUAAAGAGUUACUUGUAUAAGCACGAAGAGUCGUCUUGUAUGCGUGGACAGAGAAGUGUACACAAAAGAACAAGGAAAGGAAUCGCGCUACAAGAACCAACAAAAAUCAUGUUUGUAGAUGAACACGAAAGAAACUCUUGGUAAAAUGAUGAUUACAAUAGCAGGCGACACCAGUAAUAAUUUGAGGACCAAUUUAAUAUUAUAUUUUCUUCUAUUUUUCUAUUCCGUAAAAAUGAACAACCAGACAGAAACAUUCCACUCAUUUUAAAAUACAUUUUUGUAAGCGACUUUCAUCUUUCCUUUUAACUACAUGUUUAAUUAUUUUAAUACGUAUAACUUGUUUUAGAAGGAUGCGACGGCGAGAAGUUCCGACAUUCCUCUGUCGCAGCACGUGUAUUUUUAUUGAAGUAGGAAAAAUUUAUCAUUUCAUCACUAGCUCAUACAUUUUAAUAUGCAAAGCACAUUUAAAAUAGGAUUAAUCCUGUCUUUAAAAGGCACUAUCAUAAUGUCAUUUUAGGUAUUUUUAUACAAAAGAGUCAAACUCUUUGAUUUUUUCUUGUAAAAGUGUGUGUUUUGUCCUGUGUGUAUUUGACAAAAAUCUGACGAUUUACUUUAACUUCUUUGUCUUUUAAAAAUGUGUGUGUUUCAAGUGUUUAUAAUGUUAUUAAGAUUUGAGAAAAGGUUCAUCAAGCAAAACAUGAUGUGAACUAUAUAUGUACAACCAAGAAAAAACGUGAAAAAAACACAUUGUAUGACAUUAUUUUACAGCAGCUAGAGUUUAUAAUUUAAUUUACUUAUUAAUUAUUUGUUUGUAUUUGUUCUUUUUAUUUUGAUUAUUUAUUUAUUUAUUUAUUUAUUGAGGUGUGUGUAGUUUUUUGUGGUUAUACGUUAUUUAUUGCAUGGAAGUGCUAAUGGCAGUACAGAAUAUGAUCUGCAGACUGGGCACAUUAAAAUAAGUGCUGAAACGUUUUUUGAACAUUAAAUCAGAACUUAAAAGCGUCAUUUUUUAAAUUUGUGUUAUUUAUUUAUUUAUUUAUUGUAUGUUGUUUGCAGUGUUGUUCUCGGUUUUAUCGGCAAGUAUUUAUUAUUUUUAUAUACUAUUUUUGCCAAUAAUUUUGAAUUUUUAUAUUUUUAUAAAAUAUGGUAUUUUUACUGUCAUUUUAAAACGUUCUCUCAACAACUGUUGACAGAUCAUCAUUAAAUUUUUUCUCAUGAAAUUCAUUUCAUUUUUACCAUAUUAUACAUUUUUUAGGGCAAUUUUAAUAUGAUUUUUUUGUAAAUAAGGAUUUCAUAAUUUUGUAGGUGUAGGAGAGAGUGUAGGAAAAUAAAUAGUCUAAUUGCUGCAUAAUAGCACAGAACAUAUAUUUUUUUAAGAUUUCCUGACGAUUUCAGAUAAUAUAUUUUUUUCAACAUUUGAUUAUCAGAACUUUUCAAAUUUUUAUAAAAGAUUCAAAACUUUUUAUAUUUGGUAUGUUUGUACUACUGGGUAAUUGUCUUAUUGACGUUUAACCCUGUAUUUGUUUUAUUCAUAUUUAUAUUUUUUUCUAUAAUGUAAUUAAAAAGAAAUAUAUUACAACACCAUGGAGCUAAAAGCAAAGAUUGAAAUUUAUUGGUUAUAUUUAUAUAGUUUGACAUUGCUUCAAUAAAAAAUUGAUCAAC
Molecule: messenger RNA, 2957 nt
Organism: Mytilus californianus (California mussel)
Lineage: Eukaryota; Metazoa; Mollusca; Bivalvia; Mytilida; Mytilidae
Product: gastrula zinc finger protein xFG20-1-like
Exons: 2
Coding region: 192-1442 (416 amino acids)
Biological process (GO): regulation of DNA-templated transcription
Molecular function (GO): DNA-binding transcription factor activity, RNA polymerase II-specific; RNA polymerase II cis-regulatory region sequence-specific DNA binding
Source: RefSeq, a predicted model, not a curated record